AUGAAGCUAACGGAGGAAGGUUUUGAUGUGCUGCUUGCCACAUGGAUUUUUGUUCCACCAGGUAAUGUUUUGUGUGACCUCUGUAAUGCUUAGCUGAAAAUCAGGUGAAAUCAAGCCGUGUGCUGUGGUUCUGGACAAAAGGAAAUAUAGUGAUAUAUGAGAUGAGGAUUGAGGAGAAUUACGAGGAUGGAAGCGGCAUCACAUGAUGACUGAGAAAUGUUGUCUAAAUGGGGCAAAAUAAGAUUUGUGCCAGGAAUGCUGUCAGCGGCUCCUAGCUGAUUGCCCAAGAAAGUAUAAAGACAAGGAAAAGUUUCUUACUGUCCUUUUCUCUUUCAAACAUUAUAGAGAGAGGCUAUAGAACCCAGCCUCUUGGAUAAUGGCGUUGUCCCAAGUGAAACUCCACCCCAUCUCUCCCACUUCCUCAUUCAUCACUUCAACAGGUGCUACUAUAUGCCCUCUGUCUUUGAGUUCUUUGCACUCCUACUUUUAAGGCCCGCCGGUUUCUGGGAGAUGGAGGGUGCGCAAUGCUUUCUAAUGACAAGAUGUCAGCCAGGUGUUGCUCUGACUCUGACUGCUCGUCCUCUCCCAUGAUUUCCCAACUUUCCCCCUCAUCUGCCUCUGAGCUGUGACCUCCUGCAAACCCUUGUUGUAAAUCUAUACUGUCUUCCUCUUCCUCCUCCCUGGAAGGGUCAGGAUGGGGAGGCGGUCUCCACCAUUCCUCCUCUGCCCAGUCCCUGACAGUUAGACUGCUUUGAAAACUAUGAAUGUGAAAACUUCUCUGUGACUACUAGGAAUAUUAGGGGGGGAAACCCUAUUGGAGACUGUGGGAUUUGUAAAAGCUUCUGUAGUGUAAACAUAGAUUUAUUUCUGUCUUUCCGUAUUCCCCAUUAGCUGCCCUCUCUUUUUGCUUUCCUAUAGAUUCAAAUGACGCUCCUUUGGUGUUCCCCCUGAUGCCUUGCUGUGAUUCCGACGAAAACAAGGCAGAUGUAACCUUCGCCUGCCUCCUUGCUGCAAAUAUGAUAAAUUUAGCAACUAUUGAGUGGCAACCCAGCAACAGUCAAGCAAAAAUGUUCCCAGCAACACAGCAAAAAAUAGGCAGCAGAUUUUACAGUGCCAGUCAGCUGACAGUCCAUUCGGAAGAACUUAAAACAAAAUCUUAUCAGUGCCUUGUGAACCAGAAGCCAGAAAAGGAGGUACGACCAUCAGCAACCAUCCACUACAAUGGUAAGAUGUGGGAUGGCAGCGGCGGGUGGGGGGCAAAAGCAGAUUGUGGGAUCUUAAAAAAUGCCACACGCAAACAAAGUCAGCUAUUCUUUUGAGCCAAUUGUACCCAUGUUUUUUAAUUCACUUCAGCAUUUUUAAAAAAAACAAAACAAAACUGGCCACCACGAUCAAAAAAGUCAUAUUUUUUAAAAUCUGAAUCUAAUACAGAUUAUAAAACAAAGUUGGAAAUGUGAAGUCAACAAAAACUGAAAGCUGCAGAAAUAGAAUGCACUAAUUAGGGAAGGCAUGGGAGAAACAGCUUCAACAUACAGUGAAAGCAUAACAGCGUUAGGGCUUCUGUCAUUGCGUGUUGAGGUCCCCAAGACACCCCCCAAUAAAACACAAUUGACAUAUAAUUUUAGUUUAAGGUUUUUGGCAUAAUUUUGGCCACAACUUUAUUAAAAUUACAAGCGAUAUGAGUGGCUGCUUAGGCAUUGGUUGCGAAUAUCUGACCCCACACGAGGACAGACUGACAUUCGUAUGCCCACGAAGUCAGAAAGGGGAAAAACAUUUUGGGGAGAGAGACGGGACUGGGAACCAUGCCUCACCUCUCCCCAAAUGCUCCCAGGGGCUCUUGCGUGGCCCUAGCCCCUUGACAGGGGUUCAAACAAAAGCAUGGCAAACCCCCGGGUUCCUGUAAUGGAAAACCCCUGCAGCAGCAGCAUUUUGGAGGCAGGCACACCAACCAAUUCCAAAACCAAUGGCUAACCGCAACCUUACAAGUUGUGACGAUUUGCACCAGCCAAUCAGCCAAAUGGACAAAAUUCCUACCGGGCCCCUGCCCCAAAAGCACAUGACCCCAUGACAGGCAUAGCAAGGUCAAGCGAACAACCUGAAAACAGGGAGGGAAGGUGGUGUUUAAGAGCUAUGGUUAUCAGUCAUGAAAUAGCAACAUUUAAAUCUCCCAAGCAACAGGCAGAACAAUGAUAAUGGUGGCCAAACUCUUUUUUGCCUAGCAACAGUGGGUGUCUUGCUAGCUCCCACCGCAACAUGUGCUCUUCAUGAAGGAGAACACGCUUUUUCAAGGAAAAGCAUUCCAGGGAACUGAUUCAACAAGGCUAAAAGCACAUCCUUCAGUCACAACAUGCUUUAUCACAUUCUGCCAUGUGGGCAACCAUGAUGUGACAGAAAGCAACCAGCGUUAAGGUGACAUUCCAGCCUCCCCAAUACAUUUCCAGUCAACUUUAUAAAAUGCUCAUGUGAAGCAUACAAUUGGCAUUAUUAGCAUGGGCAUUUGAAAGAUGAACCUGCCCCCUUUGAGAGCCGGAGGAUGUUUGACAUUAAAUACAGGGAUUAUGGUUUUGUGCAUCCUUUUUAAAAACGAUAUAAAAAUCAGCUACUGGAGGCUCCAAGAAACAGGUAACCUCUUCCUCCUGGAAUGUGAUCCAAUUGAAAAUUGUGCCCCCCUCCCUUCUCCAGCUGCUAUUUGGCAUGAAUUGGAAGCUACCACUGAUGUCAAUCUUAUGUUCCCUCCCAUGCGCAGUAGCAGCUUCAGGAUGGGGUGAUUUUGUCAGGAUCACAGUCUGGAGGGAAAUGAUUAAUCUCCUCUCUGUGUACACACCACAUGCAAAUCCUAUUAGCCCACUUUCCCAUGCUCCAGCAGCUGCUAUUUAAUAUUUUUAAAAAGAUACACACAAUAUGAAAGAAUGCACUCAAUGUCGUACAUAGUUUCUCCCCAGAUUUCCUCUUUUUCUCAUGCUGUUUUUGAAAGGAAGGACACUUUUAAAAUAGAAACCUAAACCCCAACUCUUGAGGUAUGGAGGGCAUUGUGUGUUCUGCUGUUGUUUUAAAGCACAGAUGAGAACCUAUGUUCCUCCAGAGGUUGCUGAAUUCUUACCCCCAUCAUCCUGACCAUUGGGCCAGACUGACUGGUGCAGAAAGGAGUCAAACAGCAUCUGAAGAACCACUCCACCCCUGUGUUAAUACUUUAGGUUAUGUUUUACUUGUUAGCGUUUUCAUAGUUUGUUUUUCUAUCUUGCCUCAUCUUAUAUAGGUUUUCUGUAGGCUUUCUUAUACGAAUUAAUCCAGCAAACAUAACAAAAAUCUGCUCUCUGCUCUCAGAUUGCACUCUACAAGCUCGAAAGCCAAUCCAAGUUAACAUCUUGACCCCCAGCUGCGGUGAGCAGGCCGCAGAGACCAGCCUAGACCUGGUAUGCUUCCUCCGGAGCCUUGGCCCUGGGAAAGCCUAUGUGGAAUGGCUGAGGAAUGGAGAAGUGGAGCAGGGCAGAGUGCAGGUGUCACUGGCAGCGGACCAAGGGAAAAGCAGUAGCUACUCCAGAUUUGUCCAACGGAAUAUCACCAAAGAGAGCUGGGACAGAGGGGACAUCUACACAUGUAAAGUGGCUCGAUCAGUUCGUAGCCCGGACAUCAUAAUGUACAACACCAGCAAGUGCCAGGGUAAGAACUACCAGCUCUAAAGGAUAAGGGAAUGAUGGGUGGGUGGAGGUUAUGCAUUAUUACCAGGGGCUUGCCAGGAUGUAUGCAACAGAGCUAUGUUAUAAACAGCUUAAGACCAGGUCACCUAAAAGGGAGAGAUUGAUUGAUUGAUUGAUUGAUUGAUUGAUUGAUUUGUUCAUUCAUACAUACCCCGUCCAUCUGGCACCAGCACUUUGAAUUGUGCUCAGAAAUGUACUGGGAGUUAAUGCAGGUCUUUCAGGACUGGUGUUAUAUGGUCUCAGCGACCAUAUUGGGGGGAAAAGGUGAUGGAUAUAAUUGGCAAAGUAGACAAAGAGAAUACAGAUAGUUUCUCUCUACAGUCAAAUCAAUCCCAAUAAAAUUAUACCUAUAUUUUACAAAUGAAAAAAGUAAAAAUGGGGAAACAUUGUUUUAUCCACAUUUUACCUCAAAAAAAGGACAUACAUCCAAUAUUUGUAUAUGCAACAGCCCUUUCAUAUCUACUGAUAAGCAAGACCCUCUGUAUUUAAUGGAGUUCGUUUCCAAGUAACUAUGGACAGCUAGUGUUCGUUCUCAUUUUGGGUGGGUGUGUUUUUUGCACAUUCAAGGAUUUUAAAGAAUCUUUCCCAAUCUCUGUAUCUUACCCUCCUCUCCAGCCUGCUAUGCUUCACUGCUAAAACCUACUGUCUCCAUCAUCAAGCCAUCCUACAGAGAUGUGGUUGAAGGGACAGCCAAUGUUACUUGUGCUGUGGUUGGUUUUGGCCUUGAAAACAUUGAAGUUACUUGGGAUGUGGAUGGCAAGCCCAGUACUAUGGGUCAGAAGACCAUGAGGGGAAAGGAUGCCAGUGGAGAACAGGAGAUUAAAAACACCCACAUGAUAUCUUUGGAACAAUGGAGAAAGGGUACCAGAUUCACCUGCAAAGUGGCUGGAGGUUGCUAUGAAGAAGUCAUCAAACAAUUAACAAUCAAGAAAGAAACACGUAAGUAUGGAUGUCUAGGUCUGGCUGCUAGAAGUAAACUCAGCUAUCAAGUUCUCCUUCUGCUCUGAUUACAAACUUUCUACAUUAUUACCUUUAAGGGCCAGUAAUUGGCUGUGAUUCUUCUUGGUGUUUGUGGCCUAACCACAUAGUUCUGGUGCCUGCAGUGAGAAAUCAGUGAGGCACCCACCUAAGAAUAAUAAUAAUAAUAAUAAUAAUAAUAAUAAUUUAUUUCUUAUACCUUGCCCAUCUGACUUGGGUUACCUCAGACACUCUGGGUGGCUUCCAACACAAUACAGAGGUGAAUGGAAACAAAAAACAAACAAACAAUACAUCAAACAUUAAAAGCUUCCCGGAACAAGACCUUCAGAUGCCUACGAAAAAUCAUAUAGUUAUUUAACAUCUGAUGGGAGGGCGUUCCACAGGGCAGGCCUGAUUCCUGCCUGGUUCCCUGUAAUUAUAGUUACCUGCCUGGUUCCCUGUAAUUAUAGUUCUAGCAAUGAGGGAACCACCAGAAGGUCCUCAAACCUGGACCUCAGUGUCUGGGCUGAAUGAUGGGGUGGAGACAAUUGCAGUUCAAAAGCAUACCAGUGCAAGUAGAUAAAUAGGUACUGUACCACUGAGGUGGGAAGGUAAACGGCGUUUCCAUGCACUCUGGCUUCCGUCAUGGUGUUCCGUUGCGCCAGAAGCGGUUUAGUCAUGCUGGCCACAUGACCCAGAAAGCUGUCUGUGGACAAAUACCAGCUCCCUCGGCCUGAAAAGCGAGAUGAGCGUCAUUCCUCACAGUCAAAUUCAACUGGACUUCACCAUCCAGGGGGUCCUUUACCUCUACUCCUUCAGGUAUACAGGACCAAAGCCAUUUAGGACUUUAAAGUUCAACACCAACUCUUUGAAUUGUGCUCAGAAACGCACUGGGAGCCAAUGCAGAUCUUUUAGAACCAGUGUUAUAUGGUCCCAGUGGCCACUCUCAGUCACCAGUCUAGGAGCUGCAUUGUGGAUUGUUUUAAUUGGUUUAUGAGUCUCUCUCACAUACACAAACCAUGUGCGCGUGUGUGUGUGUGUGUGUAAGAGAGAGAGAGAGAGAGAGAGAGAGAGAGAGAGAGAGAGAAAUUGUCCUGAGCAAGUCUGCUAGCACAAAUCUAGGCACUUCAUUAAUAAUGAUAGUCUCCGUCUUUUGAAUUCAGAAACCAUGGAGCCCUCCAUCACCGUUUCGAAAGCCAACUUUGACGUCUCGCUCCAGAGUACCGUGGCCCUGAUUCUUGUCUGCAAUGUGAAUGGGUUUUCCCCAGAGGAAAUUAGCAUCUCAUGGAAGAAGGACAACAAUAUCCUGAAUGAGACACUGUAUGACAACGGACCAGUGACACCAGCUGGGAAGGGGUACACCACUUACAGCAUCCUUAAAAUUGGCAGAGACGAAGCAGGGGGGAAGGGCGGCAGCUACAGCUGUGUGGUCCACCAUUCCUCGUCCAACCAGCCACUCACUAAGAGUGAAAAGGUACCCAUUGGUAAGUGAAUCUCCCAAGGUGGGUGCUGAGGUUGCAAAGAUCGGUCAGGCUCUUUGUAUGAAUGAUAAUCUUCUAACACUUUCCUCUCUAGAGAAGGUUGCAUUUUUUAGUAUGUCACAUCAUUCUUGGGGGGGGGGGGAACACACAUGGUCAUAGCUAGGAGAUAGACGCACCAAAGCUAAGAAAGGCCUGUUCACAGGAAAAGGUCUUGUUCCUUUCCCUUAUCUCUAAAUAUUGUAAGUUGCUAUAUUUGUUUAAAAAGCCCUAACAAGUGACUAGCUGGGAGCCUGAAGGGCCCUGCCCUGAUUCUAUCCACCUGGCUUGGGAUGGGGCCUGACAGGCUCCAAAAAGGAGUGCUGCUGCUGCUGCUGCUGCUGCUGCUGGGAGGGCUCUGUUUUUUGUUUGUUUGGGUUUUUUUUUUAAAAAAAAAAGCUUUUAUUUUUUAUCUAUGUCGUUUUAAAUUGUGAUUGCUAUUAAUGCUGUAUUCUUAGUUUUAGAUUUUAUGAUUUAUGUGGAAAUUGCUUUCCAUUUGGUUGUGUGCUUUUUGAUGUGUUUUAUUUAUUGUUUAUGACUUUUCUUAUGUUGGUAAUUGUGCAAAUCUUGUCAUGUUGUAAGCCGCCUUGAGCGUUGUUUUAACUAUGGAAAGGCGGCAUACAAAGAAAAUGAUGAAUGAAUGAAUGAAUGAAUGAAAAGUAGGGUAUGGUAAAAAGUUUGGGAUUCGGUACAAGGGUUCUUCUGCCAAUGCAGAUUUCACACUGCACGCUAGUGCAACCAGUGUUACAUCAGUGUUACACCAGUGCAACGCUACAGUUGGGAUGUAGCCACCUAUUCAGCAAUAUAGGAAGAGGCAACUGUGCCUUGAUUCAGAGAAGGGUAGAUGGAGAACACGGAAGACAUAGGAUAGAGGAGAAUCAACACUGAGCCACUGUGUUCCCUUCAACAGGGCCAAGAGUGCUUGCAUGCCCCUAAUUUGCAGUGGUUGCAGCUACAUAUAAUAGAAUCAUUGAUUAGAGUUGGAAGGGACCCUGAGGAUCAUUUAGUCCAAACCCUGCAUGCAGGAAUAUGCAGCUGUCUCUUACAUGGAUCAAACCUGCGACCUUAGUAUUAUCAGCACCACAUUCUAACCAACUGAGCUAUCUGAAUAUUUCUGUGAGGAGGGGGCAGUGGCAGAGGAAGCCUCUCUGACACCUGGGGUGGUGUGAACUGCCUAUAAGGGUGGGGCGAACUGCCCAUUGGGAGGGACGGGACGGAAAGCGCAGCGCCCACCAAGAGGGACGGGAUGGGGCGUGUGGCACCCAUUCCCACCCCCCUCUGUUUUUGCCCGCCUGCCUGCUUCCUGUCCUCUCCCCUGCCUGCUUGCCUGCCUCCUCCAGGCAGCAGCAUGGGGCAACGACGCACUGCCCCCGUGACUCCCAACCCAGGGUGUGGGGCGAUCACACCCAGACAGAGGGCGCGAUCCGGCCCACAUGGCCGGGCCAAGAGGCGCGAUUCGGCGUGGCGGUCUGGGCCAGGGCACGAUCUGGCGCAGCGGCACAGCUGGGGGACACGAUCCGGCCCAGCCAGGGAUGGCACCUGGGGCGCCCCACCCCCACCUUGCUCCGCCUCUGGGAGGGGGUGCGUGUGUAAUGAGGACCAAAGCAUAGACUAACAGUGGGAUGGUAAUCCACUUGGACCAGGGCAAAGGAUCGCAUACCAAGAGUACACACUCACAGGAUGCAACCUAAUAUACAACAAACUUAAAGUCAGGAUGUAACUAAGCCUCGGUAAGAUAUCUCCUGAAAUCUCACUCAUGGUGUGAAGCUUAACCCUAAAGCCCGUGCAGGCAGAUGUGGUGUGGAGCACUCUCAGCAAAACCUCACGGCAUGUUUCCAUGCAUAUUUAUUGUACAAAUGUUUCUGGUGAUGACUUGCAUGUGCAAGACGGCUAUCAAAAAACACCACAGGCAGAGCAUUCUUACCACCUCACCUCACUUCUCUGCUUUUCAAUGAGGAGAAGUUUACACAUUCACCUGAGAAAAACUGGGCGCAUCUGUGGAUCAGAGUUCAGGCUUUGGUGAGUCUCUCCAAACUGUUGAUACCAGAGGGAAUUGUCUUGUCCUCUGAACUCAGCACACGGACAGGAUAACCUUUAGGCGUAAGCAGUUGUGAAGACAAUAUAUCCUCAUUCAACACAACUCUUAACUUCAUUGACCUAAGGACCUCUGCUCUGCACCUACCAUUGCUGGGUUCACCCAACUGAUUCUUGACCCCCUGCCACACUUUCUGCGCAUGCUCAAAAUUCAGUUCUGUCAGCUUCUCCACCUAUCGCACAACAACACUUCUACUGCCUAUGCCAGGAAUUCACACAAGGUCCUGUUUGCUGUUCCACUUUGUUUCACUCGUGAAGAAUUUCUUCAUUUCUUUCGCUUAUGCUCCUGAGGACUUCCUUUUUCUUAAUACAGGUAAAUUUGAUGUCUUCCUAACCCACCCUGCAAUGCUACUCUUUCCCAUUUUAUGAUGGCUACUUAUAACAGAAGUUUCUUCACAGACCAGCUUCAAGCACCUACUGUUGAAAUCCUGCAGUCAAUAGACCAAGAAAAUAAAACCAUCACAUUGAAGUGCAUCGCAUCUAACUACAGACCCCCAAAUGUGAGCAUCGAGUGGAAGGCUGGUCCACAAAACAAGAAAGUAACAUUUGUGGAACGAAAGAUGGCGGACGGGACAUACAGUUCCAGCAAGCAGUUGAAAAUGCCCAUCUCUCAAUGGCAAGAAGUGGAGAUCAACACAUGCGAGGUGGUGCAUGAGGCAACAAAUACAAAGGUGGUCAGGAACAUCUCGAGAAAAGGUAAUGUUGAACAAUAAACCACAGAACUAAUUGCCAGAAUUUCUGGGCUGAAUCCCUCAGUUAGACAAUGAAAAUUAAGCAAGCCACUUAAGUCAGGCCUAGUUAGCCACCCAUCAUCAGAGCAGCCAAUGAGUUUUCUGGAGUUGGAUAGAAAUUAAGAGACAAAGUUCUUUGGUUUGGGACAGCAGGUCUGAUGGCUGAACCAUGGACAGAAGCAACAGUGAAAAAUUUGAGAUACAAAGCUGAAUAUGGGAAAGGCAAAGCAGGAAGAAAAAGAAUAUAGAUAGGACAUACGAUUCCCAAAUCACUGAUGGUUUUAUUCCAGCGUCACUAGUGUUAUUUUGAAGAAUCCAACGCUCACCACAGUCUUACAAAAUAGAUUUGCCUUUCCCUCUCUUUCUCUUCAGACUGGAUUGUGCCGACAGCUCUCUCAUUGACUCUCAGCACUGACCCACUCUGUCCCAGCACAGGACUGGGGAACAGUGGUAACAUCACUUUAGUCUGCUCCAUCUAUGGCAACUCCCUAGAGAACAUCCAAGUCACCUGGGAGGCCAGUGGGAAGGCUCAAGAGGCCCCCAAGCCUGCAAACCUUCUGAAGAAUGCUGGCCAGUUUUAUACCAGGAGCAACUUGGUUGUGCCCCUGAAGGAAUGGAACACGCUACAGAAGUAUACCUGCAAGGCAAGGCAACCUGGUACAAAUAGCAUCCAGACAAGCAGCAUCAGCAAGUGCACAGGUGAUUUUCCAAGCCUACUGCAGAAUAUCUCUCUCUCUCUCUCUCUCUCUCUCUCUCACACACACACACACACACACACACUUUCUCCCUCUCUUGCUCUCCUUAGUCCAUUUCACUCCCCAGAGAGAAAAUUCACUCAUUUGCUCUACUGUCCUGCUCUCCUACAUUUUCCCUGGUUCCUGUCAGAUCUAAGGCAAACAGACUGCCAGGCAAUCAGGUGUCAUCAGUAGACAAUCCCAGCCUGCACUACAGUAGUGUGUUGGGCAUAGAAUGUAUAAAUCACAUUUCUGAGGACUUGACUAAUAAAGGCCAUCUAAGGAGGAAAUGAUUGGCUUCACCAGAUACGGCUGCCAUAUUUCAAAAAGUGAAAAUCCAGAGACAAAAAAUGUUGAAGUUUUCUUUUUUAGUUUUGCCCAAAGUUGUUGAGCCUUUUCGCCGAAAACAACACUGUCAACAUGUGACCUCUUCCAACUGCAGUAUUCUGGCUAUGUCUGGGAAAUUCCAGGCGUAUGGCAACCCUACACCAUGGGGAAUUUGGUGCAGUUUCCAAAUGUGUUGUUGAAAAAGUUGGGACCUCCCUUCACCCCUCAGCUCCUCUUCUCCUCACAGUGCCCCAUUUCUCUCUAUCUUCCUGCCAAGUGCUUUACUCUGACCAUCAUAAAAAUCCAUCUUUGUCUUUUGUUCCCCUCUAGCAUGUAAAGGGAGCGUCCCACCUCCCAGUCUCUACCUCCUGAAGCCACCUCUUGAGAAACUACUAACCCAAAGUAAAGCUCUCUUUAUUUGCCUUGUUGUGGGAUACGAACUGGACCAUGCCAUGCUCACCUGGAUGGUGAAUGGCAUAAACCACACCAAGAAUGCCGAAAAAGCAAACAUCACAAGCCACACAAACCUCACCCAGAGCUUACAAAGCCAGUUGACCAUCACCAGAGAGGCCUGGGAUUCUGGAAAUGCAAUCCAGUGCCUAAUUUCUCAUCCCUGCUCAUUCUUCCCAGACAUGAAGCAGACCAUCCAAAAAAACAAAGGUGAGAGAAGAUAUGGAGGAAAUGUGUGAUAAGUGAACAACUACUGGUUAUGAAAAUAGCAUCUGAUAACUCCAAAGGAAAUAGUAUUCUGCAUACCAAUGGAUGGAUAAAGGAAAAUGUAUGUGGUGCCUGUCCCUCAUCACUCAACCAUCAGAGACUAGGCCUCGAAUUUAUGAGAAAGUAAUGGGGCUUCAGAUGGACAUAGAUCUCAAAGUUUAGCAUGAAAAUUAAAUACAGUCUUCAGUAUAUCAAUACAGUGGUACCUUGGUUCUCAAACUUAAUCCGUUCCGGAAGUCCGUUCAAAAACCAAAGCAUUCAAAAACCAAGGUGCGCUUUCCCAUAGAAAGUAAUGCCAAGAGGAUUAAUCCAUUCCAGGCUUUCAAAAACAACCCCUAAAACAGCAAUUUAACACGAAUUUUACUAUCUAAUGAGACCAUUGCUCCAUAAAAUGAAAGCAAUAAUCAAUGUACUGUACUAUAAAAUAAAUAAAACAGUAUUGCAGAUGACAAAAAUUGAAAUUAUUUUUUUUCUUAUCUGCACUGAUGAUAGUCAUUGUUUGGAGGGGGGGGCUUUUAUCCAUUUCUGCAGUCACACUAUCAAUCAAUCAGUAGCUGAGCUGGGUUUCACACAGUCACAAAAACAAAUUAACCGAAAAAGCCUCAAAAACAGAAACGCUAAAUAAAUAGCAAAAACAAAAUCACCAAUUAUAAGCUCCAAAUAUCACUUCAGAACACUGCAGUUACAAUGGGGGGACUCAAAUUAGCAGCGCAACAGCAAAACGGAAAGGGAAGACUUGAAUUACAAUGGGGGAUGCAAAUUAGCAGCGGAACAGUAAAAACGGAAGCUCAGGACUCAAAACAGAGCAUGUUCAGCUUCCGAAGCAAAGUUCACAAACCAGAACACCUAUUUAUGGGUUUGCAGCAUUCGAUUUCCAAGUUGUUCAUUGUUGCAAUUACAAUGGGGAGGGCGCAAAUUAGCAGCGCAACAGGAAAAUGGAAAGGGAAGACUUGAAUUACAAUGGGGGGCGCAAAUUAGCAAGCACAACAGUAAAAACGGGAGCUUGGGACUCAAAACGGAGCACGUUCGGCUUCCGAAGCAAAGAUCGCAAACCAGAACACCUAUUUCCAGGUUUUCUGCAUUUGAUUUCCAAGUUGUUCAUGAACUAAGCUGUUCGAAAACCGAGGUACCACUGUAGUGUGAAUCACUAUUCCCCACCACCACCAACAUAGUGCUCUCUCUUCGUGUGUCAUCUAAUUGAAUAUCAACCUUGUCAGCAUUUCUGUUUUCAUCCCCUUCCAUAUAGAUUCCAACCAUGUUAAAGCUCCAUCUUUCAACUUGGUCAUUCUAUCACCAAGACAAUUCAUACACCCUACAUCCCAAGCUGUAGCUUGGUUGGCUUGUGAGGUCUCUGGAUUCUCCCCAGCUGAAAUAUUCAUCAGGUGGAAGAAGAAUGACACAGACAUUGAUGUCUCUGAAUAUAUCACAGGGCCUCCAACAGCCCAAGCUGGAAGCCCCACUUUUACCAUCCAAAGCAUUCUGAAAGUCCCAGCAUCUGAGUGGAGAAGCAGAGCCCUCUAUUCCUGCAUUGUGGGGCAUGAGUCCUUAACUCUUAUGAAGAAUGCCAGUGAGCAUUUGUAUGGUAAGUCUGGGUUCUGGAGAAUGCUUCACUAGCCAAUGAAAGAAGAAGGCUUAACCUUGCACAGAAGAAAUUGUUGUGUGGGUCACUGCCACUAAAAAAAAGAGUUGAAGAAUUGCUCAGCAGCAAUUCUCACCACAAUGAAGGUUAGUUCAUACAUGCAUGAACUCAAUGAUCAUAACUCAACAUUCAGAUGAACACUAAACUUCCUCCGUCAAGAAGCAGCACUUCUCUGCUGACUUCGGAGGUAAGAUAGCUCUGUCUGUGGUGUUAUGGCAGGAAUGUGGAGUUUGCAGCAGUCAUCAGGUGCUGAACAUGUAUGUGUGUGUUCAUCACUUGGAAACAAGCCUCCAUAAGUUGCUUCCAUUGAAAUCAUUGGGAAGAGGAGCUUUACUUCUAAGGAAAUGUGUGUACUUCUCAGUGUUCAAACUUUUGCCAGCCCUGUUCAUUAACCAGGCACUUGAACUGACAGGGAACUCUGCUCUCUAUCCGUGCAUGUUCUGUUUUGCAACCAAAAGGUCAACCCUUUCAUUUCAGAUUUUCUGCAACCAGCUCCCCCGCAGGUGACAGCAUUCCACACCUCGGAAGAUGGGGGAAGCCAGAAACUUGUUUGCUUUGCUACCGACUUCUAUCCCAAAAAUAUAGACAUUGAAUGGGCCACCAAAGGACACAGGCUCAGCUGCAGUCCUAACUCAUCAGCUCUGGUCCCACUUGGUAAUGGGAAGUUCCAGAAGACCUGCAGUUGGGUACUCAGCGGAGAAGAGUGGAGAGAGCCAGAAAUCUAUACAUGCACUGUGAAUCACAGCUCAACCAACACCAUGAUUAAGAAGGACUUGCAUCAUUCUGGUAAGUCAUAAUAUACAGGUAAACCACAUUGAAACCAUAAGGAACCCAAUCCUAAUGGGAAACAGAGUGGCUCUGCAGAGUGCUUAGCCCUUACCACUAAGUAGCCACAAUUAUCAUUAUUCAUACAAGCUCCUAAGAUAUCAUAGGGAAUCGGAGGGCAGAAAGCAAGUUUAAGAUACCACUUUUUUAUUCUAUGCCUUUAACAACUGCAUACUAGCUAGAGAUAAAUGGAAAGAGCAGCAGUUUGCUGAUAGUUGUGGCAAUUGAUUUGAUGAUCAAUUGUGUGCACAGAAUAGGGGGUAGUGGUGGGUUGAUUGGGGGAUGAAGUAGAUGUUUGAGGAACGUGGUAACAAACAUGCUCAGAGCACUUGACUAUAUUUCUGAAUGUCAAGUCCCUGUUUCCACCCAAAGGUGGUAGAAUCAGUUGGACAUAAUGCUGGGCCACAUAUUUCUCUCUCUCUCUCUCUCUCUCUCUCUCUCUCUCUCUCUCUCUCUUGAGCUGGUUUCACAAACAUACACUUUGUCAUUUCCAUCUCAAACUGGAAGAUUCUUCCAUUUUAUAUAGAACUGGUUAUAGCAUCCAAAUCAUAAACUUCUUUUGCUUAAGACUCAUGGGCUAGUCCAACACAGGGUUCUCUUGUGGUUGGAUUAGUCAUUACAAUAGGACACCUUAAACCAACAGAUAGGGUGAUUUCUGAAGAGCACAUCUCAAACCCGUUCAAUCUGAUGAUUAUUUGUUUUUGAAGGAAUGGCCCCACUUCUUAACAAGACAGCUAUCAAAAUGCAGCCACCGCUCUUUGAAGAUCUCUUUAUAAACAAAAGUGCCAUUCUGACAUGCAUGAUGCCCCUUGCAAAUGCAACCAUCAACUCAACAGUCAGUUGGACAAUGGAUGGAGAACCUGCCGACACAAAAGCUGUGACUACCACAUUCUUGAACGAAACCAACAGCACUUCUUGGAUCUACGGACAACUGCGCGUGAAUCUGACUGAAUGGAAAACCACUGUGAAGUUCACCUGUAGCAUCCAAAAUGGCCUAGGAGAAACCAAGCAACACUUUGAGCGAAGGAAUGGUGAGGACUUACAAAAAGGGUGGGCAGGAGCAUAUGAGACACUGAGAGCAAAACAGAGUGAUUCAGGAACACACCAAAGUUACUGGAGAUUGAGUCAAAGUACUAACCCAUUUUGCUCAAUAUGCUAAUUCAGACUGCAGCCAACACAAAAUAAUAUUAAGCUAACACAGCCAUCCAUCACCUGCAUUUAAAGCCACCUGAACACAGGAUUGAAGCUACUGAUCUUAAAAAAUUGUAUACGCAAUGAAGUUUUACCUCUUUUAUGCCAGUUUCAUUUUCAUGAUUUCCACAAAGAAUUACAGGUGUUGUACCUUUCAGAAUGCUGAAAAUACUGAGAGCCACCCCAGUUGUAACAACAACAAAUAUAAUUCCAAUGGUUUUCUGGGGAAAGUGAAAGACUGAUAAACAGAGUACAUUUCAAAUAUGUCCUUAGUGGUUUCUUCCAACAUUUUUUGUUUCCCUUUUUUUAACACAGGCACAAUGAAACCCCCAAAAGUCUACCUCCAGCAACAGUCCUCCAAUGAUGACUUAAAUGUAACCUUAUUCUGCGUGGUCAGAGACUUCUACCCAGGAGAGAUCUUUGUGAAGUGGGAGGAGGAGAAAAAAGGAAUGUCACUGAAGGGUUAUGAUGCUCAUGGUCUGAAAUGUGACCAUGAAAAACAAAGAUGUUCCUUAGUGAGCAUACUUGAAGUCCCCACAAGCAAGUGGCUGACAGGAGUCUCUUACGCAUGCCUUGUAGCACACGUCUCCUCUGAAAACAUCACAAUCAGAAGAACCAAUUCCCUUUCCGGUAAAAUACAUCUUAUCUGCACCUUACCACCAGAUAAAUUCACUUCAUUGCGAAGACAAUGUAAUUUCCUUGACAUCUUGAUUUGGCCUGCCUGCUGUCUUCACAUCCCGCUAGAUGGGAUGUCCAUUCUGUUAUAUCACACAAUGUUAAUGUAUCCUGCAGUUCUAUAUUAAAGUAAUAAUCAAUGAGGUGUUUCUUUCUUUCUUCUUCAUUUGCAUCUUGUGCCCAAUCCAAUAACCAGAUAUAGCUUUUGCACAAAAUCCACACUGUAUGCUGAUCCUCUAAAGAUGCCCUAGGAACACUGUUGGUCUUUGUGGGGUCUAUAUUCAACAAAGAGAAACCAACAUGCCUUCAGCGCACCCUUGUCUCUUAUUUGUUUCAUCGUAUAUUUGCUGUUGUACUUUGUUCUUGCUUUUUUGAAGACUUUCUCCUUCAUCUGUUCUCCAAGGAGUAACCAUAUCAUCUCACCUCAUCCUGCAGAUUCCUGGGACUGUGCCAUCAUGGGUGCUGCUCUGUGCGAUAUCCGCAACGAAAACGAAGAUGAGUACAGUGAACUCGAGGAGGCCAACAGCGUCUGGAACAAAGUUUCCACUUUCAUGGUCCUCUUCACUGUUGCAAUCUUCUAUGGGGGACUUGUCACUUUCAUCAAGGUAAAAAGGGAACGAGCUAGAGCAACAUUUCCCAAACUUGAGUCUCCAGCUGUUGUUGGACUACAACUCCCAUCAUCCCUAGCUAGCAGGACCAGUGGUCAGGAAUGAUGAGAAUUGUAGUCCAAAAACGGAGACUCAGGUUUGGGAAACCCUGGGCUAGAGUCAAACCUUGGAAGCACCACACAAAUGUAGAAGGCACUGGCUUCCUCACUUCUCACCCAACAAUUAAUUGUGGACACCAUCUCUCACGGUCCUAAAUCGUUUUGUGUGUGUACAUUUGACAAAUGUUAUUAAGUGUGAGCAAGUGAGGACAAACUUGCAUUUGCAGACCUGUGUUAAUAUGGAUAUGCACAUCUACCUACUUGUUUGACUGCUUAGUGCUGAUAGAAUGUCCUCUGCCUGUCACAAAAUGGACAUGAGAUCAAUUGGCUUCUAACUCGUGGUUCUCCAGCAACAGCAGAACCAAUGUCCUAGGUGUCCUGUUCUCCUCCCCAAAUCAUUCAGAUAAACAGCAUGGAUUGUUUAAUCUUCUCCCCACCUCUUCUGUUUCCACAGGUGAAGUAA
Podarcis lilfordi (Lilford's wall lizard) is the source of this 16274-nucleotide messenger RNA. The record is from the annotation of a GenBank genome assembly. NCBI's taxonomy places the organism in Eukaryota, Metazoa, Chordata, Lepidosauria, Squamata, Lacertidae.